Molecule: messenger RNA, 4339 nt
Organism: Lates calcarifer (barramundi perch)
Lineage: Eukaryota; Metazoa; Chordata; Actinopteri; Centropomidae
Gene: rgs6
Product: regulator of G protein signaling 6
Exons: 18
Coding region: 359-2020 (553 amino acids)
Biological process (GO): G protein-coupled receptor signaling pathway; intracellular signal transduction; regulation of G protein-coupled receptor signaling pathway
Source: RefSeq, a predicted model, not a curated record
ACACUCUCUCAAACCAGGAACAACUGUAUGUUAGUGGGAGAGAGAGCAGCAGCUGCUUCUGAUCCCACAGCCUUUUCUCUCUCCUCUCAGUCUCUCUACAGCUGUUCCACCUCUCUCUCUCUCUCUCUCUCUCUCUCUCUCUCUCUCUCACUCCGAGUGUGCAGCGCUUUGGUGGGUCGGUGGAGCCGCUUUUUGGCUUCGGAGCUCCAAGCAAGAGAGAAGCCGGCACUGAGCAGCUUCUAGACACUGACGAGAGAAAGCACAGGAGGACAUAAAGAAAGAGGAAGAGAAAGUCUGACACAGAUAAAGAAGAUAGGAUAUCUUAACGCAAGAGGUGUAGACUGAAGGAGAGACUGUAAUGAUGGCUGAGGCACCUCAGCAGCAGCAGCAGCAGCAGCAGCAGGAGAAGCAGGAGGAGGAUGAGCAGCAGCAGCAGCAGCAGCAGCAGCAGGAGGAGGAGCAGGAGGAGCAGCCGCCGCCGAGUCCUGCGGAGGCGACAGAACCCAAUGAAGGGUCUGAAGAACCGAAGGAGAGCGUCCAGACGCCACCGACCCGUCCUCUGCUGUCCAUGAGGUCCAUGAGCAGCGUUGACCCUGACGACGACUCCCCCAACAUGAUUGUCUACAGAAAGAUUGAAGAUAUUGUCACUCGCAUCCAGGAUGAGACAGAGGGUGUUCCCAUCAGAACUGUCAAAAGCUUCAUGACCAAAAUCCCCAGUGUUGUCACAGGUGCCGAUAUUGUGCAGUGGCUGAUGAAAAACCUGUCCAUCGAGGAUCCAGCUGAGGCCAUGCACAUCGGGAGUCUCAUUGCAGCUCAAGGGUACUUCUUCCCUAUCUCAGACCAUGUCCUCUCUCUCAAAGAUGAUGGCACUUUCUACCGUUUUCAGGCACCGUAUUUCUGGCCAUCCAACUGUUGGGAACCUGAAAACACAGAUUAUGCUAUCUACCUGUGCAAGCGGACCAUGCAGAAUAAGACCAGGCUGGAGCUAGCAGAUUAUGAGGCGGAGAACCUAGCCAGGCUGCAGAGAGCCUUUGCCAGGAAGUGGGAGUUUAUCUACAUGCAGGCUGAGGCCCAGGUCAAGAUCGACAGGAAAAAGGAUAAAACUGAGAGAAAGAUCCUUGACAGCCAGGAGAGAGCCUUCUGGGAUGUCCACAGACCUGUGCCUGGAUGUGUUAACACCACAGAGAUGGAUAUCAGAAAAUGUAGACGCAUGAAGAAUCCUCAUAGAGUUAAGAAGUCAGUAUAUGGUUUGGCGGAGGAGGGAACGCAGUCUCAGAGUCCCAUACACACUCCCUCACACCACUGCAGAAAAGGGACUAAGGAGGAUGUGGAGAAAGAGAUCUUAUUCCUGAACACCCAGCUAGAUCGUCACUGUAUGAAGAUGUCUAAGGUUGCUGAAAGUCUGAUAACCUACACUGAGCAGUACAUGGAGUAUGACCCGUUUGUUACUGCACCAGAACCGUCCAACCCCUGGACCAGCGAUGAUCCCUCCUUCUGGGACCUAGAGGCCAGUAAGGAGCCCAGCCAGCAGAGGGUGAAGAAGUGGGGUUUCUCUCUGGAGGAGGCCCUGAAAGACCCCGCAGGACAGGAGCUCUUCCUCAAGUUCCUGGAGUCAGAGUUUAGCUCAGAAAACCUGCGGUUCUGGUUGGCCGUGCAAGACCUAAAGAGGAUGCCCCAGCAAGAAGUUGCACAGAGGGCUCAGGAUAUUUGGACAGAAUUCCUAGCAGAGGGAGCACCCAGCUCCAUCAACCUGGACUCCCACAGCUAUGAACGCACCAGCCAGAACCUGAAAGACCCUGGACGAUACAGCUACGAGGACGCACAGGACCACAUCUACAAACUGAUGAAAAGUGACAGCUAUACACGCUUCUUGCGCUCCAACGUGUACCAGGACCUGCUGAUGGCAAGGAAGAAACCUGAAACAGAGCAGGGGCGACGCACCUCCCUGGAGAAAUUCACUCGCAGCGUGGGCAAGUCACUGACAGGCAAGCGACUGACGGGCCUCAUGCAGUCAUCCUGACAAGGCCUGGAUCAAGAGUAGGAGCCAUACCCAGAAGAGCUGCUUACCCCUGGGGCACAGGUGGAAAAGGACCCUGGGGCGUUGGGGUGUGGCUGUGGGAGGCGGGUGAGGGUGACAAACGAACCCAUGACUGCUGGACUGGACCGCUACCACCAUUUGAAACUGCCCUAAGAUUAGUUCAAGAGGACCGACAGCAUGCAAUAAGUCACCCGACCUGACACCAGGACAGUGCUGUCACAGUGUAGAGGAUGAACAAUGCUACUCUUCUUAGGAGGUUUCUACUCAAAAGCCUGCACCUUACCAGGCUCUGUUGUAUCUCUCUAUCUACUAUCUACACUCAUGUUAAUAUGGUAGCUGAAGAGGCUAUCACUUUACUUUCAGUGAUAUAAACAUGGAAUGCUUGAAUGCCUUGAAUGAUGUCAAAAAGAGACUUAAAUUAAUGCUGUAGCUAGCUGUUUUAUCUCACAUCGUUCACUAGGAUGAUAUAAGGGAAAGAAGGAUGGAGGGGUUUAUAGUAAACAUCUGCACUGAACUGAACGUCUGCUCACUCUUCACAAGGGAUGAUGGUCAGAUUGCUUGCUUUAAUGUUGAAACAGGUGGAGAAGUACACCAUCUUUUUAGUAAAAGAGCUUUUUGAUCAAACUACUAAUGUGGAAUGACACAAGAUCACAACCUCUGGGUGUCCAGUAUUGGUUUAGUUUGUUACAACUGGUGUUCACAUUUCAUAUAAUAAUCAUAUAAACUAAUGAAUGUUUUUAUGUUUAUUACAGACUGAUUAAAACUACAGAUGAAAACCUGUAUAUUUUCUCCUCUAAACACCUUUAGCCACGUUGACCUGCUCUGGUACAGUAGAUCGUUCCUGGAAAACAGGUAAACAAUUCAUUCUUUUUUUUUUAAUUUCUUGCAGCAACAGCUGUUUUUUGGACUAUUGUUUUUGUUUUCAAGCACUGAAAAGAUGAAUAGUACCAUCAGGACAAACUCUAGAAGUCAUCACUGGAAAGCAUCACCACACUGGCAGGAAAAAGAAGUAUCUGUUCUACGUUAUUUCUUAAGUUAUCUAAAAUACUGUAAGAAAAAAACAAUUGUCACUGCCUCUGUGAGCACAUUAUUUAUUUAUAGCACGUAUUAUUAAAAGCCUUGUAACAACUGCACUGAGCAGACAGAGGUGUAAUCUUGUUGUCAUUAUGUAAGGACAGGUUAGUCUUAAAAAAAAAAAAAAAACAUGAGUGAGUUAGGGUUGGUUGUAAUAUUAGGCUUAAUAUUAGGCUUUAGUCUAUCUUCUAAACAUUCCUAUGGUGACCCCAAAGGUUAAAACACAACAGUUCAGAAAACACAAACAUUUGACAUGACACAAAUUUCACAAAACUCUGCAACAUUUCAGACUACGGAAAGGGUCAGGCAACACUUCUUGGUGAUGAGACAAAACACAAGUUAACAGUUUGCUUGCAUCAGCGAAAUGCAGCUGGGCCAAGACAUCAUAGGAGGCUUUUGUCGAGUGCCAAAAAUUGUUAAUAAUGCGGAAAAUGAAAGAAAUUGACCAAAAAUGCACUUAAGAAUGGCCUCUGACCUUCAUGUAACGCUCAUGUGUGCAAUGCCCACUUAGGUAACCUAACUUAUGAGUCUAUGUUUAUGUAGCUAACUGCUUCCUUUGGCCACUUAGUAAUGUUAAAGUUAUUGUUCUUUACUUGCAGUGUUGAAGUUUGUACCCCUGUAACUGCACAAAAAUAUACAGCAACAAUAAUUGCUCUAACUUAAGUAUUUUGCAUGGUGCAACUUUGUCUGGUCACUUGUAGCUAUGUUUCAUCCUUAAUAGUUGAUAUGUUUACAUUGUUUGUGUUGUGCCUUGUUAUAUUGUUUGAGAGAAGUAUCAUGUGGUAAUGGCAUACAAUCAUACAAAGUGAUUUUAUCUGAAUUUGGAUGGUUGUGGUUAGGGUUACCAUAAAUAGUGCAAACCACAGGCUUUUUGAGAGCCUGAUAGUACUUCCCAUACAGAGAAUCACUUCUGGGUCUCCAGUUGCUCGACUCCAGAUGUACAAUCACAAAAAAGAAGUGCUGUCCCUCCCUUUCACUAAUCUGAAAUGUUGUGUUUUCUGAAACAUUGUUGUGCUUUCUAAAAUGGUGGUGUGUUUUCUGAAUUUUCAUGUCAUUGUACUUUGACCUUCAGAGCCACCACACAUUCCACUUAAGGCAGUCACAGCGAGGUUUAGUGGACUGAGCUCUUAACCAUUCUUCACCAAAUGUAAAGAAAAACAUGAUAAUAAAUGAGGAAUGCACAAUUAAGAGAGGGAUUUGGCCCAUUAUUUCAUUUGUGCCCAUUUA